Molecule: messenger RNA, 660 nt
Organism: Lactuca saligna
Lineage: Eukaryota; Viridiplantae; Streptophyta; Magnoliopsida; Asterales; Asteraceae
Source: the annotation of a GenBank genome assembly
AUGCGUGGUGGUUGGAAUAGCGACUGGAGCGUGGUGGCUGGAUUAGCGACUGGAGCGCUUUACAAAACGGCGGCCAGCCCUAGGUCGGCGGCUGUUGCCGGAGCUAUUGGUGGAAUAGCGGUGGGAUUAGCCAUGACGGGGAAGCAGAUUUUGAAGAGAUACGUUUUUGUGGCUUUAUUGGUUGAUGAAUAUUUGUUCAGUGUUGCUGCUUCAUCCAAUCUUGCCCUCAAACAGCCCACCAUCAGAGUUGUGGCUAUUAUAGCUGGAGCUUUCAAAAUUGGUGACACUGAAGGAAUAAUUGAUAACAUUAUUCAAUGCAAACUUUACAGACCUGGAUAUGUUGGAUUUGUCUCCAAAUCUUUUUUUUGUACCAAGGAAAAUGAAUACAAUGACCUUGCAAUCAUCUUCUUUAAUACUCAGCAUUUGAUGCCACCAUAUGCUGCUUUCUAUCCACAUGGAGGUGUUUAUGCAAAUCCUGUAGUUCAUCUUCUUGCUAGGACAUGCUAUAACUUUUAUCAGUCCACACCAACAAAGUUCACUGGAGAAAACUACUUCCUCCAUUUAGGGCAGCUAAUGUUCAAGUCAUUAUUUGUCAUCUACACUCGAUGGACAACAACCAAUUUUUUGACAUGGAGGAUUUGUUUUUUACAUGAUAUCUAA